AAGUGGCCUAAUAAUGUAAAUCACGUCAGGUGCUUUAAAACUAUUGAUUACACGGCAGAAUAUACAACAGUAACGUCCCAUCGCUGUUAGUUCAGAACUGUUGUGGCCCAGUGCUGACUGUCUGUAAUUUACGUGAAAUAUAACCCGCAAACACAGUAACCCGCGCAAUCUUAAGCAUUAUUUCUCUCUUCCGUUGGCGUUGGUUUUAUGUUUUUAUAAGCACCGCGAUUUGUAGACGACCGUUUUAGUGAUAACGCCGUUCUGUUCUAGCAGUUAAAUCCGCUGGACAGUGACUGAGAAAGAUGCCGAAGAAAGGCAGCGACUCAAAGAGCGUUCUUACAGCUCCUCGAUGGGAAGAAGUUCAAGACUUCUGCAACCCUGACAAACUGCUGUUGUGCCCCUAUGACCCAAAUCAUCUGAUCCGGGCCUGUCGGUUCCCAUACCACCUCAUCAAAUGCAGGAAGAAUCAUCCUGAAUUGGUUGGUGAAUUAUGGACGUGUCCAUUCAAUGCACGCCACUUGAUGAGAAAACAUGAGCUGUCCCAUCAUAUCUCAACCUGUGUGGACCGGUGCUCUGUUAAUGACACCUGCGUGGCCAGUGACAAGACUGAUAGCAAUUUUCAAAUCCCAGUGAGCACCUGGACUGCGCCUGUGUGUGAUGAAGACUGGGAUGAAGAGGUGGACAAGCAUGUAACAUCAGCGCCAUCUUUUGUCUGGGACGUGUCCAAAUCACUUCCUCAGGACAGGGAGAACCCCAGCACUCCAGGCAAUGUGAUUGCAGGUCUCAGAGCACCACGAGUUCUUCCCUGGAUGAGCAGCUGUACUGAUUUUUGAUUUUUUUUUUUUUUUAGUGUGUCAACCAUGUCAAGAAUAUUCCUGUACAAAAGACAUUGAAUCCUGAUUGUGUUGGUUGCUUGUUCUGGCACUAGUUCUUGCAGUGACAAAAUAGUUUUCUAAUCUUCAGUUUAGUUUCCCAAAGGUGGAGCAGUAAAGAUGGUUUAGGUUCUUAGCUGUGUUUACACCAAACAAAAGAAAAGCUUACGACCAGGAUAUACAGAAGACUUUAAUAGAUGUGUUUUGUGUUGUCAUAGUUGCUUUGUGCCUGUAAUUCUACCUCUGUGGUCUGUUAGUAGUUUUUUUUCUUCGACAAAUGCUGUUCAUAGCACAGAUACUGUUGUAAAGGCAAUUUAUAAAUCCUAAAAUGUUAAUAUUGAAAUUCCUGUGAGCCUUACCAAGUUUGUAGUUUGUGCCAACAUCAGACUGGCAUAUUUUCUUCAAUAAAGCAAUAGUGUCCUCUUUAAUUUUGUUCUGAUCCAAGGUAGCAAUUUGUCUAUCCUCGUCUUUCAAGAAUAUGUCUGAUGAUCUGUAAUGGAAGCAGAAGAUCAAGUUUUAAA
This is a messenger RNA of Cyprinus carpio (common carp), 1393 nucleotides long. RefSeq names its product gametocyte-specific factor 1. The record is from RefSeq and is a predicted model, not a curated record. NCBI's taxonomy places the organism in Eukaryota, Metazoa, Chordata, Actinopteri, Cypriniformes, Cyprinidae.